AUUUGCGGAACCUUUUAGGGUGUUCUUGUGACAUGUUAACCAUCAUUUUUUUUUAUUAGGUGAUGAAUUUUUGAUGAUCUCUUGCACAAAAAUCUUCAUCUAAGUAAAAAAUAAUAAUAUAGUUACUUAUCAAAGCUUCCAUUUUAUAUUAUAUAGUUCUUCAAAGUGCAUUACAUUUGAUAUAGUGAGCAUGUGAUACCAACACAGGGAAACGGCGUCUAGCAAAACAUUUGCAUCUAUGGUUGGAAAUGCGUUUUAUUUGCAGGAUCGAUUAGCAGCCAUCAUAAUUUUUCAGGUUCUAGUCAUCCCCUGCUCCUUGUUGAGCUUUUCCGCAAAUCUCCCUGUAUCUUCCUCUUCUUCUUCUUCCGCUGCUACCAACAAUUCCUACAAUGUGAUAAGUUAUGGAGCGGUUGGCGACGGAACAACCGAUGACUCCAAAGUAUUUAUCUGUCCUGCAUUGCCACAUUAUCUUCACUACCUGCACUUCUUAAAUGUUGUCGGUUUUAUCUUCACUUGUCCUGCAUUUCCACAUUGUCUUGGCAGGCUUUUAUGAAGGCAUGGAAGGCCUGUUGCGAGGAUGAAACACAUAAUUCUGCUCUUGUAAUUCCACAAAAUCGGACAUUCCUGUUAAAGCCGCUCCAAUUUAGCGGCCCCUGCAAGUCUUCCAACAUCCAUUUCAAGUUGGCAGGCAAAAUAGUAGCACCAAACAAGAAACAAGACUGGAUUGGAUCCCACAUAAACGCAUGGCUCACCUUUUCCUACGUCAAUGGGCUUGUCAUCACUGGAGAUGGUCAGAUUGACGGUCAAGGUUCUGCUUGGUGGUCUCACCCUUGUCUUAAUCAUCUGCACCCUAGCAAUCUUCCAGGUAUUAGAUUCUCAAGUUACCAGAAUUACCAAAUUACACGACAGGCACUGGUAUUCUAUAGAUGCAACGGUCUUCUACUGAGUGGUAUAACGCAUAGGAACAGCCCACGAGUUCAUAUAAUACUAUCAAAUUGCUAUGAUGCCGUUAUAUCUAACCUUCGGAUAACAGCCCCUGCAACAAGCCCCAACACCGAUGGUAUCAAUGUCUCUGGCUCAAGGAAUGUGACCGUCAAGGACACUUACAUCGGGACUGGUGAUGACUGCAUUGCUGUGAGCGGAGGAUCAUCCUUCGUCAAUAUCUCAGGAAUAUCCUGCGGACCAGGUCAUGGAAUCAGCAUUGGGGCCUUGGGGAAAGGAGGAAGAGAUCAGGCGGAAGAAAUCCAUGUGAAGAAUUGUACUUUAAGAGGAACCAUGACUGGAGUAAGAAUCAAGUCCUGGCAGGGGGGGACUGGAUAUGCAAGGAAGAUCUCAUUUGAGAAGAUAAAGUUAAUAGACGUUAAUAACCCUGUUAUCAUCGAUCAAUUCUACUGUCCAAGACAAAUAAAUUGCCAAAACAGCACAUCAGCUGUGGAGUUGAGUGACAUACGUUAUACAAGUAUAUCCGGGACAUCAGGAACAGAUCAAGUGAUUAACCUGAGUUGCAGCAGAAGCCAUGGGUGCACCAACAUCAGCAUCGAACGAGUUUAUAUAAAAUCAACAACUCCAGGGAAGAGGGUUUAUGCCAAAUGCAUCAAUGCUCACGGAACUUGGUCUCAUACAGUACCUGAUGUCAAAUGCCUUUUGCCAUGAAUGAUAGUCUGUCCCUGCACUAACCAGCACGAACA
Molecule: messenger RNA, 1688 nt
Organism: Daucus carota subsp. sativus
Lineage: Eukaryota; Viridiplantae; Streptophyta; Magnoliopsida; Apiales; Apiaceae
Product: probable polygalacturonase At3g15720
Exons: 7
Coding region: 550-1653 (367 amino acids)
Biological process (GO): carbohydrate metabolic process
Molecular function (GO): polygalacturonase activity
Source: RefSeq, a predicted model, not a curated record